AUGAAGUCGUUGAGCCUGUCAUGGGUCGCCUUGGCGUUGGCCAUGGGUGCUUGCUCCAUCUCUUCUACCGUUGCUGCACCUGCCGCUUCUGCGGCUGCGGCACCCGCCGUUACCUACAUUGUUGCUGGCAAGCCUUCAAGACAAUCUCACUUCGCUCUGGCUGCUUUCAUCGAAACUAACAUCAACUCUGGCACUGAUGGAGGUCUCUACGCUGAGAUCAUUCGCAACCGGGCUUUCCAGGACAACGUCAACAACAAGGCCAACGCCAAGAACACUCUCGGGAAGGGCACUCUCCUCCACUGGACUGGUACUAGCCAGUCGACCAAGCUCUCACUUUCUCUUGAAAAUCCGUUCUCGCCUGCCCUCCCUCAGUCUGCCAUUAUCGGUGGAGACAGGAACAAGUCGUGUGGUCUUGCCAAUGGCGGCUACGAAGGUAUCGCUGUCACCACACAGCCACACAAGCUCAGCUUUUACGCUCGCUCACCUGCUGGUCAGCCAGCCACUGUGCAAGUUGAGGUUGGUCUCUAUUCGAGCGACUACUCGACCACCUUUGACAAGCAGACCUUGCCACUCAAGCUCACUGGCGAGUGGCAAAAGUUCGAGACCACCUUGACACCGAAGCAGGCAUCCAGCAACAACAACAAUAUCUUUGCUAUUCAGACACAGGGUGCAUGCCAGGACGGCUUCCAGGUGAACCUGGUCUCUCUCAUGCCUCCUACCUACGAGGGCACCGUAGCCAGGCAAGACCUUGCUCAGGCGCUUGCCGACAUCAAGCCAGUCUAUGUCCGUCUGCCAGGAGGCAACGAUCUUGAAGGAAACACCAUUCCAUCUUGGUUCAACUGGACCAACGCUGUGGGCGACAUCAAGAACCGCCCUGGCCGUGUCCCCACUUGGACUCCGGGCUGGAACACCGAAGGCCUCGGACUGAUGGAGCUCAUGGACCUCACCGAGAAGUGGGGUGCUCGGGCCGUUCUUGGCAUCUACGCCGGCUACUCGCUCGACGGUAAAGCCGUGCCCAAGAACCAGCUUGGACCUUACAUUCAUUCUGCGCUUGAGCAGCUUCACUUCCUUCUUGAUAAGUCCGGCCGAUGGGCUGACCUCCGCAGAUCAUACGGCCGCGCUGAGCCUUACGACUUUGAGCACAUUGAGAUCGGGAAUGAGGACUGGCUAGGUGCCGCCAUCAACACUUACGGUGCCUACCGAUGGGCUGCUUUCCGUGAUGCCAUCGCCAAGGAGUUCCCUCAACUGACCCUCAUUGCCUCGACACUGAAGAAUGGCGUCGAGGGCGCGAAGGCGGUCGACGACCACAUGUACUCUACGCCCGAUCAGAUGUUUGACUUCACCGAGGAUAUGGACGCCACUUCGCGUAGCGUACCUAUCUGGGAGCUCGAGUUUGCCGUCAUCAACUCGGGUCUCACCAACGACCAGGACAUUUACUCGGGUCCAGGUCGAUUGCAGCACCCCACAUUGAUUGGCGCAUUGGCAGAGGCCGCUUUCCUAGCUGCUGCGGAGCGGAACGGUGAUGUGUACUACAGCGCUGCCUACGCACCCAUCUUCCAGAACGAGGGAAAGAAUCUGACGCAGUGGACUCCAGAUCUUCUCAGCUUCAACCCGGGUCAGAUGGUCAAAUCGACUUCGUACUACGUUCAGUACGCAUGGGGUAACUAUCCGAUUAAGCAGAUUCACGACGCCAAGUUGUCCACGCCUACGAAGUCAUCGCACAUCUACCACUCGUUCGGUUCCAACAGCGAGGGUCAGCUUGUUGCCAAGCUGAUCAACGCCAACGCUAAGCCGAGAACCGUCAAGGUCCAGGUUGGAGAUGGCAGCAAGUUGUCAGCUGGUGGAGCCAAGAGCUGGCAGAUCAAGGGGAGCGACGCCCAGGCGGCCAACACCCUUGGCAACCCUUCCCUCGUGGUCCCGCAGGCCAACGCAAACGGUCUUCCUGAAGGAGCACGGCUUGAACAGGACGGCUCAAUGACAGUAACCCUCCCUGCAUACUCUGCCACCGUCCUCACUGUGCCUGUUGCCUAG
This is a messenger RNA of Ustilago hordei, 2031 nucleotides long. RefSeq lists its product as uncharacterized. Gene Ontology annotation, molecular function: alpha-L-arabinofuranosidase activity. The coding region runs from base 1 to 2031 and encodes 676 amino acids. Gene Ontology annotation, biological process: L-arabinose metabolic process. The transcript has a single exon. NCBI's taxonomy places the organism in Eukaryota, Fungi, Basidiomycota, Ustilaginomycetes, Ustilaginales, Ustilaginaceae. The record is from RefSeq and is a predicted model, not a curated record.